UAACCUUAUCACAAAUCUUGAAUCAGAAUCACUGCUCUCACUUAUUCAUCUUUAAGAAAACCCUCAAUUUGUCAACGUAACUUCGUUGAUUUUUCCCACCAAGCUAUGGAUUCUCAGCCGAACAACUUAUACGAAACGGCCUCCCAGCCCGACACCGGCAACGACGACGCCUACACGUUCUUGGAAUUUAACACGCAAGGGGAAGAAGACUUCAAUUACCCAGAGUUUCAAGAGCUCUCACAACCCAAUGCCGUUCGAUCUUCACCCUCAUCGUCAGUAUGGCCCACACCGUCCGACUCCAUAUCCGUCGACACCUCCGCCGCCGUCGACCACCGUUCUGAUAGCAACGCAUCCCCUGGCUCAGCAACUUCGGGGAAGGGCGGUGGUGGUAGGGGUAAUAAUAAUGUUAAUCAGGCGUCGGCGGUUGAUGCCCUAGCUGCAGGGAUGAGCGGGUUGAAUUUUGAAGAGACUGGCGAUGAUGAGAGUUAUGAGUAUGGAAAGGGGGAUUUUAUGGAGCACGCAUGUAGGUAUUGCGGGGUGCAGAAUCCGGCGUGUGUCGUGAGGUGUAACGUGCCAUCUUGUCGGAAAUGGUUCUGCAAUUCAAGGGGGAACACGUCUGGUUCCCACAUUGUUAAUCAUUUGGUACGAGCUAAGCAUAAAGAAGUAUGUCUUCAUAAAGACAGUCCUCUGGGAGAAACGAUUCUUGAAUGCUAUAACUGCGGAUGUCGAAAUGUUUUCCUUCUGGGAUUUAUUUCAGCCAAGACAGAGAGUGUGGUUGUUCUACUUUGCAGGGAACCUUGUCUUAAUGUGAAUGCGCUGAAAGACAUGAAUUGGGAUCUGAGUCAAUGGUGUCCACUUAUUGAUGAUAGAUGUUUCUUGCAGUGGCUUGUUAAGGUUCCAUCUGAACAGGAGCAGCUGCGGGCACGCCAUAUCAGUGCUCAGCAGAUCAAUAAGGUGGAAGAGCUUUGGAAAACUAAUCCUGAUGCUACGUUGGAGGAUCUUGAGAAGCCUGGUGUAGAUGAUGAGCCUCAGCCUGUAGCCUUGAAAUAUGAAGACGCCUAUCAGUAUCAAAAUGUGUUUGCCCCACUCAUCAAGCUUGAAGCCGACUAUGAUAAAAUGAUGAAAGAAUCUCAAAGCAAAGACAACCUCACAAUACGGUGGGAUAUUGGUCUUAACAAGAAGCGUAUUGCAUAUUUUGUUUUUCCAAAGGAAGACAACGAAUUGCGUCUUGUACCUGGUGAUGAGUUACGGCUGCGGUACUCCGGGGAUGCUGCUCAUCCAGCUUGGCAGUCAGUUGGACAUGUGAUAAAACUCACUGCACAAGAGGAGGUGGCGCUUGAGCUUCGUGCGAGUCAGGGAGUUCCUGUUGAUGUGAACCAUGGUUUUAGUGUUGACUUUGUAUGGAAGAGCACAAGUUUUGAUAGGAUGCAGGGUGCAAUGAAAACUUUUGCAGUGGAUGAAACAAGUGUCAGCGGGUAUAUUUAUCAUCAUUUGUUAGGCCAUGAGGUUGAGUUUCAAAUGGUCCGUAAUGCAUUACCUCGCCGUUUCGGUGCACCUGGUCUUCCGGAGCUUAAUGCAUCUCAAGUUUUUGCUGUAAAAAGUGUCCUUCAGAAACCAAUAAGUUUGAUUCAAGGGCCACCAGGCACUGGGAAAACGGUCACUUCUGCCGCAAUUGUUUAUCACAUGGCUAAACAAGGUCAAGGACAGGUUCUGGUAUGUGCACCUAGCAAUGUGGCUGUAGACCAACUCGCGGAGAAGAUAAGUGCCACUGGCUUAAAGGUUGUAAGGCUCUGUGCUAAAUCAAGGGAAGCUGUUAGUUCACCUGUUGAGCAUUUAACCCUUCAUUAUCAGGUUCGCCAUCUUGAUACAUCUGAAAAGAGUGAACUUCACAAGCUGCAGCAAUUGAAAGAUGAACAAGGGGAAUUAUCCAGCAGUGAUGAGAAGAAGUAUAAAGCCCUGAAGCGGGCUACAGAACGGGAGAUAUCUCAGAGCGCUGAUGUUAUCUGUUGCACAUGUGUUGGUGCUGGAGAUCCCCGGUUGGCAAAUUUUAGAUUUCGUCAGGUGCUUAUUGACGAAUCUACUCAAUCAACUGAGCCUGAGUGUCUUAUUCCUCUAGUUCUUGGGGCAAAGCAGGUUGUUCUUGUUGGUGACCAUUGCCAGCUUGGUCCGGUUAUCAUGUGCAAGAAAGCAGCUCGUGCAGGGUUAGCUCAGUCACUAUUUGAGCGACUUGUGGUGCUUGGUGUCAAACCAAUUAGAUUGCAGGUUCAAUAUCGGAUGCAUCCGUGCCUUUCGGAAUUUCCUUCCAAUAGUUUUUACGAAGGUACCCUCCAAAAUGGAGUGACAAUCAAUGAAAGACAAUCAACAGGCAUUGAUUUUCCCUGGCCUGUGCCCAACCGUCCCAUGUUCUUUUAUGUCCAGAUGGGUCAAGAAGAAAUUAGUGCUAGUGGAACAUCCUAUCUUAAUAGGACAGAGGCUGCAAAUGUCGAAAAAAUAGUGACCACUUUUUUGAGGAGUGGUGUAGUUCCAAGUCAGAUAGGGGUUAUAACACCGUAUGAAGGCCAGCGCGCAUACAUUGUUAACUAUAUGUCAAGAAAUGGUGCACUUAGGCAGCAGCUUUACAAGGAAAUUGAGGUUGCAAGUGUAGAUUCAUUUCAAGGUCGGGAAAAAGAUUACAUCAUUUUAUCAUGUGUGAGAAGUAAUGAACAUCAGGGUAUUGGAUUUCUUAAUGAUCCACGCAGGCUUAAUGUUGCACUUACUCGUGCUCGUUAUGGUAUCGUCAUUCUGGGAAAUCCAAAAGUUCUUAGUAAACAACCACUAUGGAAUGGGUUACUGACCCAUUAUAAGGAGCAUGAAUGUUUAGUUGAAGGCCCUUUAAACAACUUAAAGCAGAGUAUGGUGCAAUUUCAGAAGCCAAAGAAAAUAUACAAUGAUCGGAGGCUUUUCUUUGGUGGUGGACCUGGUAUUGUAGCCAAUGACAGCUUUGGAUCUGCUGCUUCUGGAAAUCCUGGCAGCGAUGGAAGAAACGGUCGUUCCAGAGGUUCAUACAUGCCACCUGGACCACCUAAUGGUACUCAUAAACCUAGUUUGCAUCCUGCCGCAUACCCAAUGCCCCGGGUGCCUCUUCCACCUUAUCAUGGUGGUCCUCAGCCUUAUGCCAUACCAACUCGUGGAGUACAUGGACCCGUUGGCGGUGUUCCUCAUGUUCCUCAGCCAGGUAGUCGGGGUUUCAGCGCUGGUCGGGGGAAUGCUGGUGCUCCUAUUGGCAGCCAUCUACCGCACCAGCAAGGCUCACAGCAACCGAUUGGUGCAAGCAUGGGGUCUAACUUUAACUUCCCUUCGCUAGAAAAUCCAACUAGCCAGUCAUCAGUUGGUGGUCCAUUAUCUCAACCAGGAUAUGUUUCUAAUAUGACUCAAGGACCGGGACAAACAUUUCGUGAUGGGUUCUCGGUUGGGGGCAUGUCACAGGAUUUCUUAGGUGAUGAUUUUAAAAGCCAAGGGUCACAUGUUCCAUAUAAUGUUGCUGAAUUUUCGACACAGGCUUCCCAAGGUGGAUACACUGUUGACUAUGCUAAUCCAACGACCCAGGGAGGGUUUCCAGGAAGCUACUUGAACCAGAAUUCUCAAGCUGGAUAUUCUCGUUUUGGUACAGGAAAUGACUUCAUGUCUCAGGACUACAUGGGUCAUGGUUCUCAAGGCUUGUUUACCCAGGUCGGAUUCAAUGAUCCGUCACAAGAUGAUGCUUCACAGAGCCACUUUGGUGUCCCCCCUACAAGUUCUCUGCAGACACAGAAUUACAUGAAUCCUCUAUACUCCCAGCCAUUUGCACACUAUAACUCUCAACCUCUGAACAUGCAAGCUCCUCAACAGCAACAGCAGCAACAACAGCAGCAGCAGCAGCAGGGACAGGGGUCCCACUACAACGGAUGAGAAAUGAUCGGAACUUUUCCCAUCUUGUGAAGGGUCAUAGUCGGUCCUUGCGUCCAGCCACUUGAUUUUUGCCUCCACUACAUUUGACCAAACUAUAUCUACCCCUAAAAUCAUUAAAGUCUGACAAAUAACAGAUCUAUAUCGAUGAACAACCCCAAAACCCUUUUGGAGGAUAUGAUGAAUGAUUCUUGUGGUGGCAAACAAUGGGCUGAGGAAGAGACGGACAGACCCCAAAAGAUUCGGUAAAAUGUGAACAAACUGGAAAGAGAGCACCGGUUUAUGAUCUGGUUUUGUUUCGUGAAGGGUUGGUUUGUUUUCCGGAAAAAAAGCAAAAUGGAGUGGUAAGAUGAAGCAGAUAUAGAAAUAUACAGAAGCAGGUGGUACUCUGAUAUUUUGUACAGGAGGCAUGCUUAUGGUUUGGUUUGGUUUGGUCUAACCCUUGUGCGUUACAACCGGGACAUGUACAUGUGCGAUACUUGUUUUUAGUAAAAGAAUAUCGUGAACAGAUGUGCUAGAAAACCUAAAACGUAUAGGUGUGUUUUUUUGUUUCUGGAUUGGAUUUGUGUUUGAUAUCAUCGUGUUUAUGGCUUUUUGAACGCUAUUCGUCUUGA
Molecule: messenger RNA, 4538 nt
Organism: Cynara cardunculus var. scolymus (artichoke)
Lineage: Eukaryota; Viridiplantae; Streptophyta; Magnoliopsida; Asterales; Asteraceae
Product: regulator of nonsense transcripts 1 homolog
Exons: 29
Coding region: 106-3927 (1273 amino acids)
Biological process (GO): nuclear-transcribed mRNA catabolic process, nonsense-mediated decay
Cellular component (GO): cytoplasm
Molecular function (GO): DNA binding; RNA binding; zinc ion binding
Source: RefSeq, a predicted model, not a curated record